UUCUUUCGCUCCGCCUCCCAUUCGCUAAUAGCGACCCUUUGAAGUCACAUAUCUUCUCACGCUUCGAUUGGACAUCCUAGACGCUAGUGCCCCGCCCACUACUAACAGCAGUGUUUGGGGACUCCUCCCCUGCACUCCCCCCCCCUCCCGGGUUACUCGGCGGUGAGUCGCGGUGGUGUCUGUGUGUUGCUCCGGUGUGUAGUGUCGCAGCGCCCCGGUUGGAUUACACUGACCUCUCCUACCAACCGUAAGGCAGCCGGAGCAACUCCUAAGCCGUGACGUCACUACACAGCCAAGUGCCUUGUGGACGGGUAUUGGAAUUGUCGUGUUUUGUUCAUGUCGGAGCGAAGGCUGUCCGGGGUAUGACGUCUAGAGGAGGGCUGGAAGAAACACGGGAGUGACGUCAUCGAGUGUGGACGGAGUGACGUCACGCGAAACCCCCCCCUGCUGCUGGUUCCCAGAGGCCAAGGCGUCCAGAUCUGACACCGCACUUUACAGAAACCACCAUGAAUAAUCUGUCCUUCAGCGAGCUGUGCUGCCUGUUUUGCUGCCCACCGUGUCCAGGGAAAAUCGCCUCCAAACUUGCCUUCUUACCUCCUGAUCCAACUUACACUCUUAUAUGUGAUGAGAGUGGAAGCCGCUGGACUCUUCAUUUGACGGAACGAGCGGACUGGCAAUAUUCUGCCCGGGAAAAAGACGCUAUAGAGUGUUUCAUGACUAGGACCAGCCGUGGAAACCGCAUUGCCUGCAUGUUUGUACGCUGCUCUCCCAAUGCUAAGUACACACUUCUCUUUUCUCAUGGAAAUGCUGUAGAUUUGGGUCAGAUGAGCAGCUUUUAUAUAGGACUUGGCUCUCGUAUUAAUUGUAACAUAUUCUCCUACGAUUAUUCUGGAUAUGGGUCAAGCUCUGGGAAGCCAUCGGAGAAGAAUUUAUAUGCUGAUAUUGAUGCUGCUUGGAUUGCUCUAAGAACAAGGUAUGGUAUACGCCCAGAGCAUGUGAUCAUCUACGGCCAGAGUAUAGGAACUGUCCCCUCUGUGGAUCUGGCUGCUCGAUAUGAAAGUGCUGCUGUGAUUCUUCAUUCUCCUCUUACCUCCGGGAUGAGGGUAGCUUUUCCUGAUACCAAGAAAACCUACUGUUUUGAUGCAUUCCCUAACAUUGAUAAAAUCUCCAAGAUAACCUCUCCCGUGCUGAUCAUCCAUGGCACAGAAGAUGAAGUUAUUGACUUUUCCCAUGGACUGGCACUGUUCGAGCGCUGUCAAAGGCCGGUGGAGCCGCUGUGGGUGGAAGGAGCUGGACACAACGAUGUGGAACUGUAUGGACAAUACCUUGAACGGUUAAAACAGUUUGUCACACAAGAGCUUGUAAAUUUGUAAAGUACUACUUGGUCAAAACAAUCUCUACCUGUGGCACGGAAGGGUGGCGCCAACUUUCACAGCAGUGCAUAGCGGCGCUCGCUGGCCACCCACCAGAGAGUUUAACCGAUCAUGUUUCUUUUAUUUUGCUGGACUGUGAGCCAUACAAUGGUCCUAUACAAACCUGAAGGUCUGUUUUGCAAAUUAUGUUGGUCGCCUUAACAGAUGUACAGGUAAUGAUUUGUUUAACGGAAUAGCAUGUCUAAAACAUUUUUUCUUAAUUUUUUUAUUUUGAUUUUUUUCAAUCUCCUGUACAGUGUUAGUUAAAAUCUCUUCUGUGCUGUCACUUAUGACGCUAAGGCGUAUGCUAGUAUUUGGAGGUUAUUAAACGGGUGUCGCAGAAUCCAAGAUGACAUUGGUACUGAGGGAAGCACCACUGUAUACAAACCAGCAGAUACCUCAGGUUCUCUUCUCUGUUGGAUUAUAGCCUUGCAGUAUGUCAGAACUUUUACAGUAGAAUUGGUGCAGAUUUAAAUGACACGGAAUUGUUUAAAACGGUACUUUAGCCAGCAAAGUGGGGGCAACCUAUUUUCAGCGAUCACAUGGUGGCGUUACCCUUAAGCACCAUUCAGUCAGCAGUGCAAUGCAAUUAUCACAAGUCUUAAUACUAUUGCAUGUGGUAUCGAGAAGGCUCUGUAUACAAAACUUGCAUGUGGCAUACACCCGGAUCGUUUUACUGACCGUCCAAGUGUAAAACAAACCUGCAGUGGCAGUCAUAACGGGAAAAUGUCAUUGGAUGUACUGUCCCUUAACAUUGAUAAUGAAGGUUUUUAUACCAGUAUUAAAAUGUGGAAAUUAUUUUGCUGUCCUUUACCUACAUCUGUGUGUAUUUUUAUUUCUUUUGUUACAAGAGCUCUUGAAAGAAGCAGCUCAUCAUAUCAGCAUGGCGCAUCCAUAUGUACUGUAUCUAAGAUGAGCAGUGUGAUUAAAUGGCAACAAACUGAUUGUGAAAGUCCCCUCUAUAUUAUUCAUUAGGAUAGUUCUGGUUUCCCAGGUGCCCUGAGACGCAAACACUUGUCUAUCGGUUUAUGAUCCACGUAGGCGCUUUUUUUUUUUUUUUUUUUUUUUUUUUUUUUUUUUUUUUUUUACACACAUAAUCUGAUUUAACUUUCUGUGAUCAGUCAAUUCCUAUCUUAUGGAAUACAAAUCGUAUCAAGUGAGUAGAAUUUUGUUGCCAAACACAUUUAACUAUUUCCUUUUUAGCUUCUCGCAACCUAAGAAGCACUGACAUGUUUAAGAAUCUGAAGUAGAAGCUGUGAUUUUCAUACACUGAACCAUAAACCACUAUAUAUACACUAUACACCUAAAUGACUUGACACAGCCAGAUUGUUCGUUUUUAUGGGCAGUUGCCAUGUACAGUAGUAGGAUUGCCCUUUUUACUGGUGUACAUAUUUGCAAUGUCAUCCAAACAAUAUUUUCUUAAAAAAAAGUAAUUGACAGUUUUGCAAAAAGGUGCAGCCGAGCGCCACGGUGUCUGUAGCUGCUGUUCUUUUACUUCUUUCUACGUGUGCUGAAAAGGGAAUAUUAAAUCUUUUUGUUUUCUGUUGCUGAGCGACGGCAUGCUGGACUCUAAACUGACAGAACAAGCUUCCUUGGCCAAAAUCUUUCAAGUCAGUGGGGGGUUUUCAGGCAGCCCCUUUGGACACACUGGGCUGGAUUCCACAUAUUCCAAAGUGGGCCCUUUGUUUUGUUUUUUUUUCUUCUUGGGCUAGAUUGUAUAACUUGCCAAGGUUUUUUUCCUUUCUUUAGGAGUGGCUUAUUUUACCAAUUUAGUUUGAUCACCGCGUAUCAAUGUAGCAGUAGGCCAUUGCUACUUUAGUUAAUGCUCUUCAAGUUCUAGUACCACUAUAAAUACCACUAACUGGCCAGAGCGUUUCAAAUGUUCAUUUAAAACCUUGUUUUAAAGUACAAGGCAACGUUCUGUAGACCUCACUGACUCUAAACAUUAUGUUCAUCCUAACAGAACUUUGUAAUUUUUUUUUUUAAUUGUUUUGCAGACAAGCUGCAUGAUUCUGCAAUUUUUUGGAAAUCUUAUUUUUUCAAUUUUAGUUUACAAAGCAUUUUUUAAAUUUUGUUUUUAUAUAUGUAAUUUUUUUUUCUUUCUUUAAGCUGCCUGACCUUCAGUUUAGGUUGGCUUCAAGUUUCAAUAAUGAAUGCAACUGCAGUUUAAUGAUAUGUAGUACAAAUUGUGAAUGGAUAACACUGUGGAUACAUAUAAAGGCCUUAUUUAGUGUCAUAAUUGUCGUGGCUGUCUGGGAUUGUAUAAAGUUUAAUCAUGUAUUAUAAAGACUUGCAUUGGUUUAGAUGUGACCCAGUAAAAAUCUAUAACUACUU
Messenger RNA from Rana temporaria (common frog), 3746 nucleotides. It is a transcript of the gene ABHD17B, whose product is annotated as abhydrolase domain containing 17B, depalmitoylase. Gene Ontology annotation, biological process: protein depalmitoylation. The record is from RefSeq and is a predicted model, not a curated record. Lineage: Eukaryota; Metazoa; Chordata; Amphibia; Anura; Ranidae. The transcript has 4 exons. Gene Ontology annotation, molecular function: palmitoyl-(protein) hydrolase activity. Bases 507 to 1373 code for a protein of 288 amino acids. Gene Ontology annotation, cellular component: endosome membrane; plasma membrane.